This is a messenger RNA of Pundamilia nyererei, 2100 nucleotides long. Its product is annotated as SUMO specific peptidase 5. The record is from RefSeq and is a predicted model, not a curated record. Bases 562 to 2013 code for a protein of 483 amino acids. Gene Ontology annotation, molecular function: deSUMOylase activity. Gene Ontology annotation, cellular component: nucleus. Gene Ontology annotation, biological process: protein desumoylation; proteolysis. The transcript is spliced from 11 exons. Lineage: Eukaryota; Metazoa; Chordata; Actinopteri; Cichliformes; Cichlidae.
CGUCGCUCACGUUGCGUCCGUCUGCGUGAUCCAAUCUUGCAUCGGCUAACCUGAAUGCUAAGUAAGCUAAAGAGUUUUAGCUCCAAGCGCCGUGUUCUGAAUAAAAAACGCUCCGAUUUAUGUGAACGCACACACAGACAGGACGUGUCCGCGGAGAGCUUUCUCCGCUUCGAGGUUUCAUUGAGCCAAACGAGGGGGAAACCGCGAGGCUACCAAGGGUCUGUGAUUGGAAACACGUGUCUGGAAGAAAGCAAUUCAAGGCGGGCAAAACAGCGACCUGUACCCGCUCCGACAGCCUGGAGCAGAUGGUCAGACUGUGAAACCAAAGCCAGGACAGGGACCCCUAAGUAAGCUGUGAGGAUCGUGUCAAAUUGUGAAUUCUUCAGACCUCAUGUUAUUUCACCUUUCCACUUCAAGGUGAAAUUGUCUCAGCUAACAGCGGCUGGAUCAUGGCCCGGAAACCAUGUAGCUCCGUGUGUCGGUUUGUUGCUAAAUGCUGCUACAUUUGAGCCGUCUCGCUCACACUUGGCUCUCCGGAAAGCGUUCUUCACUCUCUGCCAAAUGCACCGAGCACAGAGCCAGCGGAGCAAAGCGAAAUACUUGAAGAGGAGGAAGGGAUCCAUUUCUUUAAUCAAUGGGGUCUCUCACAUGUCCAGGCGAGCCAAGAGGCGCUUGUACUGUAAACUACAGCUUUGGAUGUGGAGGAAGUGGAGAGAGAAGUGCCACUUUGGGAUAUUUAGAGCUAAAAAACGCUUUGGCUCGAGCCCCGGCCUCAGUUUAAAGACACAAAAAAAUAAAAGGAAAGCGUACCAAGCGCUGAAUGCAGCAAAAACAUCAGUCCUUGUGUCAGCUCUUGGAUGUGAUACUGGAGGUUCAGAGGCUCCCCGUAAAAGACAGAACCAGGAUGUGAACACAGAUGCUGCUGCAGGUACUGAUGGUGAAACCAUUACAGGAGAAACUUUGGUACACAUUAGUGAAAUUAGAGAGCCUUUAAGACACUGUCAUAGUAUCCAAUCUUCAUUAAAUGCAGACAGUUACACAUGUGAAGACGUCACACAGAGCAGGGUACCAGGAACAACUCCUGCACAAAGACUCGAGGUUGGCAGCCCAUCAGCACAGACUGCUGGUACUCCAGGUCAGGACCAGAGUACAGUCACAGAUACUGAUGAGACCAUCAGUAGUAAAAAAACAGUAUCCCCUCACACUGAUGUCAGCCUGAACGCACUGACGAAGGACAUCCACGAGUUUCUUGAUGACUUCUACAUGAAAUAUGGAAGCUUAAUCCCAUUACGUAAGAACGACGUCUUGAGGCAUCUCAAGGGGAAGUUUUACACUGGUUUAAGUGACAGGAAAAACACAGUCCUCUCUGAGGUUACCAGAUACCGAGCUGCGAUCCUCCAGAAGCCCGUCCCGUCUUUUCAGGUGGUCUACAAGAAACACACGUUGACUCUGGACGAUUUGUUGACGCUGGCAGAUCAGAACUGGCUCAACGACCAGGUUAUGAACAUGUACGGGGAACUGAUCAUGGAUUCUUCCCAGCAGAAGGUCCAUUUUCUCAACAGUUUCUUCCACCGGCAGCUGAUGACCAAAGGAUACGAUGGUGUUAAGCGAUGGACGAAGCAGGUGGAUUUGUUUUCUAAGAGACUUCUUUUGGUGCCUAUCCAUCUGGAGGUUCACUGGUGUUUGGUGACUGCCGACAUCGUCCAAAAGAAAAUCUGCCUUUAUGACUCUCAAGGGAACGGGCUCCAGAAAGUUGGAAGGAACAUCCUGAAAUACUUGAUGACCGAAGCAAAAGAAAAGAAGCAAACUGCUUUUGAAAGCGGUUGGACGGUGGCGUUCGAUGAGAAAGUCCCGCAGCAGACCAACGAGAACGACUGCGGAGUUUUUGUUCUGGAGUAUUCUAGAUGCCUUGCUCUGACAAGACCCCUCCACUUCUCACAAAAAGACAUACCAAAGAUACGAAAGAGGAUCUACAAAGAGCUCUGCGACUGUAAGCUCCAUGAACAGGACUGAUGAGUCAUUAACUUGUUGGAUGGAUGUGUUUUGGUAUAAAAAUAACAUAAUAAGCAACUUAAAGAAGUCCAGAUGCUUUUCUUUCCA